This is a messenger RNA of Marchantia polymorpha subsp. ruderalis, 1273 nucleotides long. NCBI's taxonomy places the organism in Eukaryota, Viridiplantae, Streptophyta, Marchantiopsida, Marchantiales, Marchantiaceae. The record is from the annotation of a GenBank genome assembly.
AACGGAAUGAAGGCCGCGAGGACACGAGAGCACGGGGUUUCGCCUUGAGCUUGCUUGGAAGGCUCGAGCGCUGCUCUGGGAUUGGGGAUCAUUUCUGUACAGUUUGGACGAAGGGCAGGCACUUCAAUGGAAGCUCUAGCUGCUCUCGCUGGGGCGCGGUGCCCGAGUGCUCUCGUCUCGUCGUCCGCAAGAUGCGCUUCUUCGUCGAGAGGAGAGCAGUCUGCUGCAGCUGCUUCGUCUUCGUCGAUUGCCUUCCACAACGGACUUCGAGCUGUGAACAAUGACAGGCUGCAUAAGCAAGGGUUGACGCUCUCAUUUCACGAGAAAGUGCAAAAUUCCCUCAAAACUAGGGGCGACAAGAGUGGAGCAUGUCGUGCACAGGUGACGAUGAUGCCAAUCGGAACUCCAAAAGUUCCUUACAGAACUCCCCAGGAAGGUGGUUGGCAGUGGGUCGACAUCUGGAAUGUACUUUACAGGGAACGCAUCAUAUUCAUAGGACAAUAUAUCGAUGAGGAGUUUGGAAAUCAGAUUCUCGCAACCAUGCUGUACCUUGACAGCAUUGAUAACACAAAACCCAUGUAUCUAUACCUCAACAGUCCCGGUGGAGAUAUGACUCCUUGCAUGGCCAUAUAUGAUACCAUGGAUAGUAUCAAGAGUGAAGUAGGAACUUUGGCUCUUGGUUACGCGUACAACAAUGCCGGCCUACUUCUGAGUGCUGGUGCCAAGGGCCUCCGCGUAGCCAUGCCUAUGACAAGGAUUGCGCUCCAAUCACCGUCAGGAGCCGCUCGUGGAACGGCCGAUGAUAUUCAAAACGAAGCAAAGGAGCUUUCUCGGGUUAGGAACUACGUAUUCAACCAGGUCUCCAAGAAGACUGGGCAGCCUAUUGAAAAGGUGAUGAAGGACCUAAGUCGUAUUAAACGAUUCAGCUCUCAAGAAGCACUUGAGUAUGGAUUAAUUGAUCGCAUUGUUCGUCCACGACGAAUUAAAGCUGACGCGAACUCCAAGCAAAGAUCAGGAGUUGGACUAGGCUGAAACAUCCGAAACGUUGAUUUGAACCGUACUACACUCUGCCUCGAAACAACAUAGUAACAGACAUCUUCGUCGGUCUACCAUAUGCAGGUUAGAAUAUGAGGAGCAUGUACACAUACCUCCAUCAUUUUGUUACUUCUCUCCACAUACCUCUCGUGGAACAUCACAAAAUGUACACAAAGUGCCGUAGUCAUGGGCGGAGGAAUAUCUGACCUUGAUUUACAUUGAUAAAGUCUACGCUUUC